This is a messenger RNA of Hydra vulgaris (swiftwater hydra), 1548 nucleotides long. Lineage: Eukaryota; Metazoa; Cnidaria; Hydrozoa; Anthoathecata; Hydridae. The record is from RefSeq and is a predicted model, not a curated record.
CAUAAUGAUUUUAAAUAGCGGUUUGUAAUAAGCAAGAUGGCAGCGUUUUAUUAUUCUUCAAGAACUUUGUGUCGUCCUUCGAUAUUAAAUUUAUUUUCAAAGUAUAAUUUGUCAAUAAAGCAUGUUUCCUAUUACAAUUCUAAUAUACCUGAUGCUACUUAUGGUGGCAGACAUACAGUUUCAUUAAUACCGGCUGAUGGAAUCGGCCAAUCAUUAAUAAUGGGAAUUGUAGAGGUUUUCCAGAAUUCUGGUGUUCCUGUUGACUUUGAAGAGUGUUAUAUUACUGGAGAUACAAAUGAAGAAAAAAUGAAAUCAUUUAAUGAUAUCAAAACGUCAGUAUUAAGAAAUGGGACCGCUCUGAAAGGAAAUUGGGCAACUAGUAUGGGAAUUGACAGUAAAUCAUAUAAUGUUUUACUUCGUCAUGAUUUGGACCUUUACGCCAACGUUGUCAAAUUUAAAUCCUACCCAACUGUUAUUACUCGUCAUAAUAAUGUAGAUUUAAUUGUUAUCAGAGAAAAUACAGAAGGUGAAUACACUAAUUUAGAGCAUGAAAACAUACCUGGAGUUAUUGAGAUGAUUAAGAUCAUUACUAAAAAGAAGUCUGAACGUAUUGCUAAAUAUGCUUUCGACUAUGCUAUGGAAAACAAUCGAAAAAAAGUUACUGCAGUGCAUAAAGCUAACAUAAUGAAGUUGAGUGAUGGUUUGUUUUUAAAAGUUUGCAAAGAAGUUGCUGAAGGUUAUCCUGAAAUUGAUUUUAAUGAUAUGAUUAUUGACAAUUGUGCAAUGCAAAUGGUAUCUAAGCCAGAACAGUUUGACGUUAUAGUUACACCAAAUCUUUAUGGAAAUGUUUUGUCCAAUAUUGCAGCUGCAUUGGUUGGUGGGCCUGGGUUACCUCAUGGUGAGAAUCAUGGAAAUGGUAUUCACGUUUUUGAAUCAGGAACAAGAAAUAGUGGAAUGGAUAUUGCUACAAAGAAUAUUGCUAAUCCAAUGAGCAUGCUAUUUGCAGCAACAGCUUUGCUGCGUCACCUUCAAUUAUCUAAGCAUGCACAACUUAUAGAAUCUUGCAUCCAUAAAAUAGUGACUACAAAUCAAGCACGUACAGUAGAUAUUGGUGGAAACACCUCUACAUCAGAGUUUUUUGAAAUUCUUGUGAAAGAAGUUGAAGCGUAUAGAUACAAAAGAAAAGUACAAAUGAAGAAGUCCUAGUUUCAUGGAUUUGUAUACAAGUUUUUGCGAGCAUUGCUGAAUUGCUCAAAUUUUGAUGUAUUGGUUUUCAGGCUUGUUAAUUUUAGUCCUGAAGUUUCUCAAAGUUCUUUAGUUCAUUAAUAGUAAAUAAGGUCAAGUAAAACAUUUAAUAGUUCAACAUGCGCUUUCUUAAUUAUACAAAUCAAACUCAAAUUUUGUAAAUUAGCAAUUUGUAUAUGUAAAAUAUGUAAAUUAUAAGUUUUUUAAAAAAAAGAUAAGAAAUCUUUAUGUUAAAAGGUAUUAUUAAAUGAUUAUAUUUAUGUAGAGUUUGAUGUCUAAGUAGAAUAUGUUUAAUUUAAAGUU